Cuculus canorus (common cuckoo) is the source of this 8285-nucleotide messenger RNA. It is a transcript of the gene PI15, whose product is annotated as peptidase inhibitor 15. The transcript has 6 exons. The coding region runs from base 249 to 1025 and encodes 258 amino acids. The record is from RefSeq and is a predicted model, not a curated record. NCBI's taxonomy places the organism in Eukaryota, Metazoa, Chordata, Aves, Cuculiformes, Cuculidae. Gene Ontology annotation, cellular component: extracellular region.
AGCCGUUAGCAGCUCCUGUGGCCAGAAGCUUCUAAACCAGCAGAGUUGUUCUUUGGGGGUUUGUAAUAAGAGACACUCCUUCACAAAGGUUCAUACCAUCAUAUAGGAGAGCACUAUACAUAUUGGGAGAACAAUAGACUGUAUUCUUUUUUUUUUUUUUGUCUUGGUAUUAUCCAGAGAUCUGUUUUCUACUGCCCUGACUUAAAGCCGAGUACCUCUGUGGCCUAUCUUUCUCCUUUGGCCCCAAAAUGACAGUAAUUGCUGCAAUCAGUUGUGCUUUCUUAUUUUCCAUUCUCUGUGAAACAAGUGCAUUAGUAUUACCCAACUCCACUGACCUACUCCUGUCAGACGAUAAUUUCACUGACAUUGAGACAGCUUUGGCAGCUCAUCUGGACUCUGCAAAUAUUCCCAAAGCCAGGCGGAAGCGCUACAUUUCACAGAAUGACAUGAUUGCCAUUCUUGAUUAUCAUAAUCAAGUCAGAGGCAAAGUCUUCCCACCUGCUUCCAACAUGGAAUAUAUGGUUUGGGAUGAAACUCUUGCUAAAUCCGCAGAGGCCUGGGCUGCUACUUGCAUUUGGGACCAUGGUCCUUCCUACUUACUGAGAUUCUUGGGCCAGAACCUGUCUGUAAGGACUGGAAGGUAUCGAUCUAUUCUCCAGCUGGUAAAGCCGUGGUAUGAUGAGGUGAAGGAUUAUGCUUUCCCUUAUCCUCAGGACUGCAACCCCAGGUGCCCCAUGCGAUGUUAUGGACCCAUGUGCACCCAUUACACACAGAUGGUUUGGGCCACUUCCAAUCGUAUAGGCUGCGCAAUCCACACAUGCCACAAUAUGAACGUCUGGGGAUCUGUUUGGCGACGAGCUGUUUACUUGGUAUGCAACUAUGCCCCAAAGGGCAAUUGGAUUGGAGAAGCACCAUAUAAAGUAGGAGUCCCAUGUUCUGCUUGUCCUCCAAGCUAUGGAGGCUCCUGUACUGAUAAUCUUUGUUUCCCAGGAGUAACAUCAAACUACUUAUAUUGGUUUAGAUAAGUUAAAGUUUACAUUAUUUUUUUUUUUAAAUGGAUGAGUAACAAGAAGCUUGUAUAAUGAAUUUUGCACAUGUUAUAUAUAUAUAGAUAUUAUAAUAAUACUCUGAUGUUUUCAUUUUUGUAUGCUUUUGUGUAAUUAGCUUUCAAAGUAAGGUAUAAUUUGAUUUUAACACUUUGGGAUUUAAGACUCACAUUAAGUUUUCUACAGAUUAACAUUUUGUUAAUGGAGAGCAAACUAAUUUUCACCUUAGCAAGUGUACCGUCCUGAAGAUUAGGUUCUUUUAAAAGCACAUUAAAAGAUAGAUUAUUUCCUUUUAAAAAUAAUAGCUCCAGAAAGAGAAGGGUCAUUGAUUAAUGUUGUGAUUUAGAAAUGGGGUGUGACAUACAAAGCACCAACUUGUCCUCGCACUCCAAAUGGUUCCUCCCGUUUACACCUGUGCUUUCACCUGCAAUGUCAGUGGGACUCUGAGCAGAGGAAAACAUAUGUGCAAGAGAAACUGCAGGAUAUUACCUACCUCAUGCACAACACCAAUUUGUUUAUGGCAUUCCAAGAGUUCAGCACACAGCUGCUGCUAUCAUCAACAAUGUGUGCAGACAGGAAAAUUAGAGAGAAUGAGGAACCACAUUGGCCAAGAUGCAGUGGCUGUUAACUCAUAUACCUAAGGUCUUAAUUAGAUAGAAAACUACAUCACUUUAAAUAUACUGAUGUAAUAACACGGCCUAACUCUACCUUCCUGUGUUUCUGAACACAGUCUUGAUGGUAUAAUGGUGCUUUACAGCAGUAUAUUUAUUCUUGUACUGGAAGGUGAAGACAUGAAUUGCUACAAAGCAACAUAUAUCAAUAUAUGACAUCCGUACUGUCUCUUACCCUAUAGGUUUGCCAGCAUAUGCACUGUCCCCUUGACUGAAACUCAGGUGAAACUUACAAAGAGAGAUCAGACAUAAAAUUAGAUAAGAGGAUAUCCAAAUAAAAGACAUCAGGCAAAUUUAAAACCUCAUACAGAUUUGGAAAAAAACCUCCAGAUUUCUAAAGAAAUUGGUAACAUCCUUUCAAAUAACUUGCACUAUUUCCUGAACAUAUCCGUAUGAAUUAAUAAAACCCAAAUCUGUUUAUUCAUACAUUUCCUGCCCCAAACUGAACACCUUAUGGGUUUUUGCUAGUACAUUUAUAAAGCGGGCCUUCAGUGUAACUUAGAGUUUUCUCCAAAAAUAGAUUAUAAAAAGGAGGAAAUCAAAUGUGUGCCACAACUACUACGUUAUUGAAAUAGCCUUGAGUUUGUCUUUACAUUACAGGGCAGAAUGUACUCCACUUGAAAUAUAUGUGUUUAGUCUGCUUGCACUGCUACAUUGAGACCUCUGAAAUUUUCUCCUUUAAAAAGCAAUACCGAAUAGAGCAACCAGAACAACAGAGGUUAAUUUCACUAGUGCUACAUAUGUAUAUGUCUUUAAGUCACUAAUUCAGUCUAUUUGAAGGUGUUUGAGACAAUCUGUCACCAGAAUAUGAAGUGUAAUAUUGGUGAUACAAAAAGAAAGAUCAGACUUUGAAUUCUUCAUGUUAGUAAUUCUUUUUCUCCAGCGAGAUAACGGGGGGGAGGAGGAAAUGGGCUGUACUGUGUAUGAAACCCAACAGCCCCUCUCCACUGGUCCAUAAUCUGAUCCCUCAGAGAAGAUCAGCAACUGAUCUGUGGCUAUUCAGACAUUUCUGGUUAGUAACAAGUCUGUAUCUGACAGGAUAAUAACUAGACAUAUAUUGUCUUAAAAUAUAUUCCAUCUUUUAGAAGAAAAAUCCUUAUAAUAUUUAAUUAACUUUUAUCCUAACAGUGACAAUAUAAAUGAUUUUUCUUCUGGUUUCAAAGGGACUUGGAUUUAGAUAGUGCUUAAUCAGUCAAGCAUUUUGGCUGAGUAAAAUCCAGUUCUGAUUUGGGAGUAAAACACAAUCUCUCUGCAUUAUCUAUGUAUGUGUUGAGAGAAUUCAGUAAGACAAAACUACUAGGUGGGUCAUUAGUCCCCAGCUGGACCAGUUUUUGGCACAGAUGCAUGGGACAAAUACGUUUUUUUUGUUCUCCAUUAGAAAUCUCUAGAGGUAAAGACAGCACAGUUAAAACAGUGCAUCUGGACAUUACCAGUAUUUCCUUUUUUUUUAAUACAAGAUGGGAAGCAGAGCAGAAGUAAAAGUUCAGGUUAAGCGUGAAACCUACAACAGUAGCUCUGACAAUAAAUGACUAUGCACUUUGGAAUUUGCAACUUGUAUGUUGUAUGGUACACUUUCCAAACAGGACUAGGCAUUGUAAAUUAAUUUAUAAUUCUGUAAUUCAGCAGAAAGUAUAUAUGUAUACGGGUAUAUAUAUAUGUAUACAUAUAUAUAUAUACACACACAUAUAUAUAUGUAUACGGGUAUAUAAAGUAUAUAUAUAUACGGGUAUAUAUGUUAUCGUAUAUGAUACUUUUUAAGUUGUUAGAAAUACCUUGAUUUUGUGGAAUAUUUUGUUUUCUGUGGGCAUAAAAAGCUUUCCUUUUGACAAAUAGGUAUGCAGGUUUUUUCACAACAUCUGAUAAUGGUGCUAGGGAUUAACUAUUGUAAUCACACUGUAAGUGACAGCAGCAAAAAAUGAUCUGGGUAUAAGCUAUUUCAUACAAGCAGCUCCUGAUAAAACCAGCUACUAGCACUCAAGCACUAGGUGAAUAUUUUUCAUUGAACAGCGCAUAUUACAGCUCAUCAGAUUUUGAUUACCACAUGAAAUUUGUCCUUUCACUUUGUUUAAAAAAAGUUGUUUACCGAAGGCCUUUCUAUAUUACCCAUUUGAGUUGCCCCGAUUUCUAUUGUCUUUUUUCUCUCGAGUUGGGUAAUGAAAAUGCUAGUAUAGUUCUGCUUUGAUUGCAAGUGUCAGUGCUGCCUGAGUGAUUACCUGACAUCAAGUGCUGCUAGAACAAAAGUACUGAAAUGUGUGCAAGACUUCAGAUACCUUUGGCAGCAUGUCUGCUCUGAUACAUGCUGAAAAUCCUUGAUGAGUUCAAGGUUAUGCUGAGGCAAACUACCCCCAGCUGCUGUUCUACUAGCCUUGAAGAUUUGUAUUAAUUCCUUCCAAGAGGCAUGGUAUGCCUUUAAGAGGCAGAGAAAUUAGCUCAGACUUUUGUUCUGUUCUAUAUAUAAAAUUAUGAAACUAUAAACACACUAAAAUAAGGCUAAAAAUAUUUUUAGUCAAAAUACUGUGAGAAGCAUAAGAGUAAAAAUGAAGUAAUUGAUAUCGUUACUUAUGGAGUGCAGCUGUUUAUAAUACCUGCUUGUGAUUUUUUUGCCUCAUUUAAACAUCUAAGAUGAUGGGUAGCAAUUGAUAACUUUUGGUGCUAACCUGUAUGUUUUGGUGCUGAUGUUACACAUUAUUUUUGUGGAAAAUGAGGUUUGCUUCCAAUAUUACCAUAUACACUCCAAUGCUUGAGAGAUCUUUCUCAGCUAAGCAUAUAAUUUACUACCACUAGGCCAGAUUUGCUUUCAAAGUUCCUUUUUAUGGUUGUUUCAGGCUCUAAUGAGAGUUUUAUGCUCAUCAGAGAGGAAACUGUAUUCCUGUCCAUAACCAAAACAAACAGCACCCUCCCCUCAUCACAACAGUGAAGCGACUGUGGAACAAAUUAUGAGGAGAGUAAGAUCUCUGACAGUCGACUUUAGUUUGUUGCUGAUUAGGAUUUACUGAUCCUGAACCCUCUCUGUGGCAUAAUGAAUGGCUUCAGAACAUCUGGGCUUGGCCUUGCACAGUUCUCCCUGGGAAGCUCUGUGUUCCUCUUCUUUGAGGAAGUUUGUUACCCUCUGAAUUCAAGAUCAGUUGGAUCAGGCCUCUGUGAAAACCAUGAGAGGUUUAAUAAAACUUUUGCAGGAGUGACAAUGUUGGAUUCCACGAGAGCUUUAGGGACAUCAAAAUUAGAUUUCAUGUGCUAGCCCUACAAACACUAGGAAAUACCAUAGAACUCUGAAAGAGGGAACCUCCCUAGGCGAUUAUGUUCUAUACCACAGUUUAGACCCAACAGAAGUAAGUAUAUCUGUAUCUAUCUAUCCAUAUCUAUACCUGUAUAUAGAUGGAUAGAUGGAUAGAUAGAUAGAUAGAUAGAUAGAUAAAUAGAUAGAUAGAUAGAUAGAUAGAUAGAUAGAUUACUUCUGUUCAUAUAGGAUCUUCAAGGAUCUGGUUGCAGUCAUGGAUGCCCUCUUGUGGUUAAAAAUGCCUAUAAAUUCAUUUGAUUUCAAAAAAAAUCCAAAAGGUUUUAGGAUUUUUUUUUUUAAAUACAUGCAAAUUUACUUUGUUUCCUUUAAAAUUUUUGGCCUUGAUUUUAAAGACACAUGACUUUGUGUAUUUUCUUUGAGAAAUGAUGUCCAUUGUGUAGCUCCUUGAUUUCUUAGUUUUACAUGCUUUGGAAAUACAGAACUCAGUCACAAGUAUAUUAGCUAUUGGUUACCUAUCAUAAAAAGUUUCAUGAAUAUGAGGUAAAACAGGAAUUCAAAUGUCUGAAGGAUUUUUAGAGGCGUUAAAUCAGAUAUAGUUCUUAAAAGCAGGAGGUAAGGAUCCUCAUUACUCAGAUACUAAAUUCUAAUGACCCCUAAUAAAAUAAGAGUUUUAAAGACCCAAGUUACUGUUGAAUUUUACCCAUUAUUGCUAAGUUUUCAAGACAAAACUGUUGCUUUCUCCUUCUAGAAUGAAAUGAUCUCAUAGGAUUCAAGAACACAGCGUUUUUAUGGUGCUUGCUGAAACUCAGCAAAAUAGAAAGUGUGCAUGCUCUGGUUAUCAGAUCGUAAUAGGUCUGAUGAUCUCAAAGUGCACAAACUUCCUGUUUCAUGAGCAGAACAAUAAACUUCUAUCAACAGUAACCUCAAAUUACCACAGCCUUCUCAAACUGCUUUCUUUCAAUAGACAAUAAAUUGAAAAUCUAGAAAAAAAAAAUAGCAAUGAUCCAUCUGGUUAAUUCAAGAAUAGAAAAAAGAAAAUAUGUACUAUUGGUAAUUUCAAGAGUUCUUGCUGCUUAAGCUUCAUUUACUGAUUUUGACUCAGGAUAUAGUCAUUUUCUAUUGAAGAAGAAAUUUUUGCUCAUAUUGCAAGGUAAUGCAUUUUUAAAUUCACGAAAAUCAGUGGAACAGACAUAAACUUUUGACAGUUAUCCCCACUGUGCUGAGCUACCUGGAGUGUGAAGUGUAAGAAAACCAGACUGAAAUGGUUUCAAUUCAGUAUUAUCUCCUUGUCUUCUGCCAGAAUACUAAAUUAAGAGUGGAAAAAGAUUUUAGCAUAUUAUCAUUUGGCAACCAGGUUGUAAAUUCUUUAAAAAUCCCUCAUACUGGCAAUACAUAUAAAUUAUGCUUGGGUUUUUUUUUUGGCCAGCAGAAGAGAAGGAAUCUCCCUCAGGUUGUAUGUUUAGCUCACAGCAGCAAUCAUUACUCAAAUCACUGGGCUGUUCAUCAUGCUGCAAACUCACUAGAGCUUUAAUAGAUCAACAUGUAAGUUGGGAAGUAUCUGAGAUGCAAUACUUAAGGUAAUAAACUUGUUCACUAAAAGUAAAUGGUAAUAUUGGAAUUUAACACUUCCGAGGAGUUAAAGAUCUUCAUUUCAUGUAAGGUGCUCUAAUGUAAUUGAAAUGGUGCUCAAAGGCAGGGUUCAUUAAAGAAGUAAACAUCUACAGUCACUUUUUUCAUAUGCAAUAAGGAAUUUUUUUUCUGAGGACUGAAGGUGUUUAGGAUCAGAAAAUGAUGAUAUUUCUAUGCUUUCUAUCUGAAUCCAAGCCAAAAAAAUGUUUAGUGUUUAUACAAUGAAAUGUCAUUUCCCACUUCUCAUUAUAUAUUUUCAUCAUUUCUUGUUCAGAUUUUUUUUUUUUUAUAGUUGUGUGGGUGGGGUUGUAUCUGGUUUUUCAGAGAAGAAAGCUUGUGUAACACAUCUUGCAGUGAACUUACCAAUAUAAGAUUUCUCUCGUAUUGUCAUAUGAUGCUAUAUACAUGUUAUACCUGAGAUGUUUGUAUCCCUGUUUCAACAUCUAAUGCUAUGAAGCUAUAAAGAAAUGUACAUCAUUUUGAUCUAUUUUGUAACAUCUAUGCAUAUAAAUAAAUAAGUAAAACUACUGCUAUUUACAGUUGAUGUUCUUUUGGGGCAUGUUUUGUUGUUUCUUUUGUUGAUUUGUUCCUUGAAUAAGACUAGCUUUCAGGGAGAUAGUAAAGGACAUAUGUAAAAACUGAAUUUAAAUUGAGUUUAAAUAUAUUUAUGUAAGUACAUAUGCUUUACACUUGAGCUCCAUUUUGUCUCUAUGUAUCCACCUAUAUGGAUAGGAGCCAAUAUUUUGGUAUUGAGAACCUGUACACUUCAUCAGAAUUAGUAGUCAGAGGAUAUUUUCUUAUUUGGCUCUGGCCAAGAACUAAAAUCUGAACCGUGACUAAAGAAGAUAGCCACAGAAAAUCAGAGAGGUACCUUUGCCGAUUUGUCCAAGUUCUUCUCCAUGGAAGAGAAACAAUCAGAAAGCAAUACCACACUGCAGUCAGAUAAAGAGAAUUCUUCAGUACCUGAAUCAUCCUUCUUCCUCUCAAGGUGGUGCCAAAGCUAUGAAAGCUACAUUUGAAAUUUUGAUAAGAUUAUGGUAACAUGUCAGUAACUGACCAAUAAUAUUCAGUGUUAUUGCUUGUCUGUCCCUCAUCUGAGCCCAGUACUGUUUGAACUACAAUAAGAAAUACACUGGUUUGGCCUAAUUUCUUACUUCUGGAUGGACUUAAUUUGUUUCUUUUUCUCUCUUCCUAUCUUACUUCUUUCUCUUGACCUACAAACUGGUCCACAGUUUUUGUAAAGACAAUGCCAAAGCACACCAUCCACUGUAUUCUUUUUCAUUUUCUUUCUGUUACCCUUAUAUCUGGACCUGAGACUGAAAUAGGACUGAUCACUGAGGAUUCCUGCUGAUGCCAUGUCCCUGUCUUCUCAGAUUUCUCAUCAUGGUUUCUAUCAGGCCUUCACACUUUCAUUUUUCACCUACAGAAACCAGGACAUGGGGAAGCUGAUGUGUAUGGAACUGUCACCCUGACAUGGAGAGGAGAGUGGAUGUAGUUGGGGUGUGUGACCUUCCAUGUGGGAAACUGAAAUCAGUUGCAGGGUCCACAAUUCAGACAUAGCACAAGGUGCUCUAAACUGUGACUUUAGCAGAAGGAAUGGUGUCACUUGUCAGGAGACAGCAAAUGCACAUGCUGUAGUAGUACCAUAGUUUGGAGUUGUGGCAUAGUGCGUAUUUAGAUCCUGGGAACUUCUGAUGUAAA